Messenger RNA from Nerophis ophidion (straightnose pipefish), 2215 nucleotides. RefSeq names its product claudin-like protein ZF-A89. Bases 374 to 1045 code for a protein of 223 amino acids. The transcript has a single exon. NCBI's taxonomy places the organism in Eukaryota, Metazoa, Chordata, Actinopteri, Syngnathiformes, Syngnathidae. The record is from RefSeq and is a predicted model, not a curated record. Gene Ontology annotation, molecular function: structural molecule activity. Gene Ontology annotation, biological process: cell adhesion; bicellular tight junction assembly. Gene Ontology annotation, cellular component: plasma membrane; bicellular tight junction.
AUGACCGAUAGUAACAAUCAGGACUGGUUUCAGCAUCCAAGCAGGUUGGCAAACUUGGCGCAGCAUCAGGGUAAAGUGCAGACUCAUUUAGGUUACAUUGGAGUAUUUUUAAGUGACACAUUGUACUUUGUUCAUCCUUCUGCGUGCACUUUUUUGUCUGUACAACACUUUGGCCGACCGAGGUUGUUUUCAAAAGUGCGAUAUAAAUGAAUCUAGUGAGGUGAAGCGGCCUCUGAGAAACCAGAAUGAUGACAUAGCAAACGUGGCGAUAUCAUCAGCCGAGAAAAAAAAAAAGAAAAGACGACACACACUGAAGAGUGGCUGUAUUCGAAGACAGACGCACCCGAGGCGAGGCCGCACCGCCGUUUGGAGCAUGAGGGCGAAGCUGGAAAUCCUGGCCAUGGUUUUGGGCUUCUUGGGCCUGUUCGGCGUGGUGGCGGCCGCGGCCAUGCCCAUGUGGAGGGUGUCGGCCUUCAUCGGCGCUAACCUGAUCGUGAUGGAGGUGCUGUGGGAGGGCCUGUGGAUGAACUGCUACAACCAGGCCGACAUAAAGAUGCAGUGCAAGGGCUACGACUCGCUGCUCAUUCUGCCGCCCGAGCUGCAGGCCGCCCGCGGCCUCAUGGUGGUCGCCGCCGUGCUGGUGGUCGUGGCCUUGUUUGUGGCCGGCUUCACCAUGAAGAGGACCACGUGCUGCGAGGACCACCCGAGGGCCAAGAACGUCACCCUGGCCUUCGCCGCCAGCUUGUUCCUGCUGGCCUGCCUACUAGCGCUCAUCCCCGUGUGCUGGGUAGCGCACACCGUCAUCCGGGACUUCUACAACCCCACGGUGGUGGACUCGCGCAAGCGGGAGCUGGGGGCGUCGCUCUUCAUCGGCUGGGCCACCUGCGGCCUCCUGCUGGCCGCCGGCGUGGUCUUGGUCCUCAGCUACCACAAGCGCAGGUCCAAGGAGUACCAGCCCUACGCGGGCACCUACCUGGUGGGCGCCAGCAGCGUGCGCAGCGGGAGGGCGCCGUCCAGCUUCCACAAGGUUCAUGAAUACGUUUGACGUCUGCUUCCUGGUUCGUCUUUCUUUAUAUUCUUCUGCUCUGAAAUCCACCGACAUUGGACUUGAUUUCUAGAAUGAUGAUUGUGUUUAUUUAAGGAAAUAAUUGUAUCAUUUUAUACUUUGUUGUGCGUUUUUUGCUGACUCAGGUAACAAACUACUAACAGCAGUGCAGUUCUACAAUAAUUACAACAACAGUAAAUACAUCUGUGCAUUCUUAUUAGACUGAAGGCAGACUUUUGGAUAUGGAUCAAUACUCAUCUUGUGAGAGGCCAGUAAACUUAUGUCUUUAUGUAUAAAAUCAAUCGUUUCGAUCAGGGGUUCUUAACCUUUUUUGACCCCGGGGCCCAACUUUUUCGACUAAAGAAGGGCCAACUACACAGGAACGCGAACACACACAUACAUAUAUAUAUAUAUAUAUAUAUAUAUAUAUAUAUAUAUAUAUAUAUAUAUAUAUAUAUAUAUAUAUAUAUAUAUAUAUAUAUAUAUAUAUAUAUAUGUAUAUAUAUAUAUAUAUAUAUAUAUAUAUAUAUAUACAUUGAUUUAUAUAUAUAUUUAUACACACACACACACACACACACACACACACACACACACACACACACACACACACACACACACUCACACACACACACACUCGUGUUUGUAUAUAAGUGUUGUCCCGAUACCAAUAUUUUGGUACCGGGACCAAAAUGUAUUUCGAUACUUUUCGGUACUUUCCAAUUUAUAAGUAAAGGCGAUCACAAAAAAAUUGCAUUAUUGGAUUUAUGCUAACAAAAAAAUCUUAGGGUAAAUUAAACAUAUGUUUAUUAUUGCAAUUUAGUCCUUAAAUAAAAUAGUGAACAUACCAGACAACUUUUCUUUUAGUAGUAAGUAAAUAAACAGACUCCCAAUUACCGUAUCUUUCGGAGUAUAAGUCGCUCCGGAGUAUAAGUCGCACCUGCCGAAAAUGCAUAAUAAAGAAGGAAAAAAACAUAUAUAAGUCGCAUUUUUGGGGGAAAUUUAUUUGAUAAAACCCAACACCAAGAAUAGACACUUGAAAGGCAAUCUAAAAUAAAUAAAGAAUAGUGGUAUUUUAACGUAUCAUAUUAUGGUAAGAGUCAUUCAAAUAACUAUAACAUAUAGAACAUGCUAUACCUUUACCAAACAAUCUGUCACUCCUGAUCGCUAAAU